AGUGGAUAUAGUAGCAAAAGCAAAAGCAGUCGUCUUCCUUAAUAAUUUUUUUCUUUACGAUAUAUUUUUUUUGUGUAUUGAUACAUGAAGAAAUACGAGGCGCGCGGCGCGGACCAAAAAAAAAUAAAAUAUAAAAAAUUGAGAGAUGAUUUUGAGGAGAGAAAAAAAAAUAUCAUAAAAUAAUAAUAUUUUUGCCUUUCCCUUCACUAUAAUUUAUCUUUUUCGAUCAUAAGACAAACACACAACACCACAGCAGCAGCAGCCGUGAGUGUAUAGCAUAUAUACAGUUGUGUGACGGGAGUUAUUGUGUACAUGUGGAGAGUGAGAAAGACAGAGAAAAAUAUUAGAGGAAUUAUAUUUCACAAAAAUCAUAACAAUAUUCAAUGUUUGAUUUUCCGUUGAUUCGUGUAAACGUGUCGGUUUAUCACGCUCGGUUCUCUUGACUUUUUCGAGUGUUUCUCGCAUCGCGAUUUUCAAAACUAUUUUGUUAUAUUAUUGUACAACUUUUUAAAUAUAAACACAGAAAAAAAAUAAUAUUUUAAAUAAAAAAAAUUAUAACAAAAAAAUAAGUGAAGAAAAAAUGUGAAAAGAAGAAAAAUUUGUGAAAAUUCUUGACAAAAUAAAGCAAAAAAAAGUGCAAACAGUGAACCAAGAAAUCAGUGAUUACAGAAAUGAGACAAAGUUUAUAGCGAAUCUCAAAAAAUAAGAAGAAUAAAAUAAAAGUUAAAAAUCAAAAAAAAUUCGAAGAAUCUCGAGACAGUCGAGAAAUGAUUCAACUUGAUUCAAUUGGAUAUAAAAAUAAUGCCGAUAGUGAAUCAAAUUCCGUUCAUGAACAAGAUUUAAAGGAAACGUCUUGUGAUGACAAAGAGAAUUCAAUCGAUAACAGUAGUCGUAACAGCAGUAGUAAGCAAAAGAAACACAACAAUUUAAUAUCAGAAUCACCAGUGUUUGGUAUGGCUGAAUGUGAGACGACGCGCGGUGGCAUUGGCGACAAUGAGGGUGAGGAUGUAAAUGGAAAUUUAGAGGAUGUGAAUGGAAAAUCAAUUGGAAAGGAUGAGCCAGAUGAUGAAAAUUCAACGGCUGAUGACAAUGAAACGGAGCCGGGUGAAAUAAAUUUCAGUCAAUCAAGUGCAUUGGAAAUGCAAGCGCAUCAAGCGGCCGCUGCAUCGGCUGCAAUGAAUGAGGCAAAUGCAUUGUUUAAUAAUGCAGCAGCCAUGUUUCAACCGGGCAUGUCAAUGCAAACCUUCCAAAAUGCCAUUGCGCAAUUCACGGCAAAUGCAAUUGCAAACAAUAUGGAUAAUGAAACUGUCAUGAAAAAUUUGGCGAUCUUGCAGUCUGCACUUUUUACAUUACAGCAACAACAGUUUCUUCAAUUUCAAUUAAUUCAGCAUUUGCAGUCGCAAUUAGUGAAAAAGAAUGACGGCGAAGAGGAGAAGCAAAAUAAUGGCAAGUCCGAAUCGGAUGAUGAGGAGCAAGAUUGUAAAAUGAAGGAUAAUGAUAUUGAAGAGGAGGAUGGCGAAAUGGAUGACGAAAUUGAUGAACAGCAAAUGAACGAGAGACAAAAUCAAAUUCAUAAGCGACUAAUGGAAAGUAAACAUUUCAGUCAGAUGCAGGAAAGUCUGAUGAAGGAGAGUGAAAAUAGAAUCGCUAAAACAAAAAGUCAAGAAAAUUGCAGCGAUCCCGAGAGUCUCGCCCAAAAGAAGCAAAACGACGAUAGCAUAAGUUCAUAUUCAAAUAGUUUCUCAUUAGCAUCAAAUAUCAUCACAGAUCAUGAUCCAACGGCGCAGAUAAAUGAAUCGACAAAUUCAUUAGCUAUGUUAGAGAAGAAGGCACAAGAGGUGCUUAAUUCAGCAUCACAAGGAAUUUUAUCAAAUAAUCUUUUAGAUGAAUUAGCAUUUGCGAAUGAUAAGGCAUCGCCAAAUGGACGAACAGAUUCGGCACUUUUUAAGCAUCGGUGUCGAUAUUGUGGUAAAAUAUUUGGUUCAGAUUCAUCGCUGCAAAUACACAUCCGAUCACAUACUGGCGAGCGUCCUUACAAAUGCAAUGUGUGUGGAAGUAGAUUCACAACAAAAGGAAAUUUAAAAGUUCAUUUUCAACGGCAUUCGGAUAAAUAUCCUCAUAUACCGAUGAAUCCUAAUCCAGUUCCUGAGCAUUUGGAUAAAUAUUUCCCACCUCUCGUACCAUCUGAGGCAUUAAAGGAGAUGCCAACUGCACCACCUCAAACAACACCACCAUUUCCUAGUAUCGAUUCAAGACAGUUUCCCCAACGUGGAUUCUUUCCUGACUUUUACCUGCCACGUCCACCUCUCGACUUAUUCAAUUCAGUUGCUGCUGCCGCUAAUGAUAUAGCAGCUGCUGUUUCAAGAAAUCCAGUCGAUUUAUCACAAGUUAAGAAACCAGAAUCACCUACUUUCCGUUUAUCACCCGAAGUUACGAUUCAUGAAGAAGAGACACCAAAGCAAACAAUCAAAGAGGAACCGACUGAUGAAACUUUAGAUUUGAGUGACAAAUCACAAAAGAAUUCAUCGUCAAAUGACUCGACGAUACAAACAGCGAGACCGCCGGCAAUUACACAACCGCUACGUAUUUCAUCACCAAAUAAUAAUAGUAAUAGUAAUAAUAGUAACAAUCAUCAUCAUCAUCAUCAUCAUCAACAACAACUACCACUUCAUCAUCAUAUAAGAUUAGAAAAGGAUGAGACAAAUGAGAGACCAGCCCGAUCAUCAAGACACGAUAGACAUGAGAGGCAUGAGCGCGAACGUGAACGUGAAGAUAAGGAAUUUAAUAUUAGAGCUAUGAAAAAUAACAAUUCGAUUGAGAAUUUGGCAAAAGUUCCAUCUGUGUCGCCGCCAAGUAGCUCAUCGAGUACAUCUGGUUCACUUUAUCAAGACACUGUACUCGAUCCAAAUUACUUUUCGGCUCAUCUACCUCGACCUGAUAGCAAUGAUAGCUCGUGGGAGAAUUUCAUUGAAAUAUCAUCUGAGACAUCCAAGUUACAGGAGCUUGUGGACAACCUUGAUAAUAAGAAUAUUGAGCCAAAUCAGUGUUUGGUGUGUAAGAAGGUGCUGUCAUGUAGAAGUGCAUUGCAAAUGCAUUAUCGUGUUCAUACCGGCGAACGUCCUUUCAGAUGUAAGAUCUGUGGUCGAUCAUUCACGACAAAAGGAAACCUCAAGACUCACAUGAGUGUCCACCGAAUCAAACCACCAAUGCGCACACUACACCAAUGUCCAGUGUGUCAUCAAAAGUUCUCAAACAUCUUCGUCCUACAACAGCACAUUCGACUACAUACGGGCGAGAUGACAGACUUAACACCUGAUCAAAUUCGUGCAGCUGAAAUUCGUGAAUUUCCUGAACAUAAAGAGAUGCAAAUGCCUCCAUAUGCCCUCCGAAUGCCUGAUUUUCAACCACAAAAACGUUCCGCUACGGUUGAUCAUUCGGAUGACGAGAAUGAUGUUGAAAUGACUGAUGAUCGUAGUGAACGUGAGACACGUGAGCGUGAAAUACGCGAAAAAUCUGGCAAGGUGCAAAAGAAGAGUAGUAAUAACAAUAAUAAUAAUAGUAGUAGUAAUAACGUCAGCGAAGGAAUUCGUGUAAAGACAGGCCUCACGUCACCCGACCUUGAGAAUCAUGUCGAAGACUUGAGAGCAAUGAACUUGCAACGUUUAUCAGUGCAAUCAAAUGAUGACUAUUCACGUGACUCGUCGCCUGUAAGUCCGAGCAUAUCAGAAGCUAAAAGACUGCGCUCAUCAAGUCCCCAAAUGAAUCGUCACACACCACCAUCUGGAUUAUCAAGUCGUUCACCGAUUGCAACACCACCAGCUAAUGAUCGUCCACCAUUUCCAUAUGGACCACCUUUUUUAGGCAUGCCACAAUUUCCGCCCUUCAUAAAUCGUCCACCAUUCAUGACAAAUGUACCGAUCGUACCGUCAGCAGCUAAUAUGCCACCAUUUGGACUAUUCGGUGUACGUGGUAAUACGACAACGUGCAACAUUUGCUUUAAAACUUUUGCCUGCAACUCUGCAUUAGAAAUACAUUAUCGUAGUCACACCAAAGAACGACCUUAUAAGUGUACAAUUUGCGAUCGCGGCUUUUCCACAAAGGGCAAUAUGAAACAGCACAUGCUAACCCACAAAAUUCGUGACAUGUUUGGCAACUCAAAUUCUGGCGAUGAAUCUCGAAUGUCAUCAGGCGGUGGACACACAAGCGACUCACAAUCCACAAUCAACAAUAAUAAUCAACAGAUAAACUUUGCAAUAAAAUUGGAAAAAUCGCGAUCACCAUCAAACUAUACAAACGGCGGUGAUGAUAAAAACAAUGUUGGCGAUGAAGACGACGAGAUGAAUGACGGCAAAGAGAAUGGCAUUGAAAAGGAGUCUAAUGAUGAGGAUUUUGCAUACAAAGAUGAGCCAGAGCUCAAGAAAUGGUGCAACAAGUUGAAUGAAAUGCCAGAAAAUAUUGCUGCGAGUUGAUAGAAUCAAAAGAAAUAAUUGUGCGCGGGAAUAUCCGACUAACUUGAUGAAUGGUCCACUUAAAAAAAUGCAAAAAAGACUUUUUUGUGUAUAAAGUUAAAAAAAAAAGUUUAUGAAAAAUGAAGUAAUUUAAAAUGAAAAAAAUUAAUUAAAUGUGUCUAUGAAUUUUACAAAAUAAAACAAAAAAAAUUAGAAAUUGAUAAAAAAAAUUUCAUUUUAAAGUGAGAGCGAGACGAUGGAGAAUUUAAAAUAAAUAAAAUAACACACAGACAGACAUUUGACAUAUCAAAUUAAAGCGAAUUAAAAGCGAAAGUGUACAGCUCUAUCUACAUACAAUUUAAAUACAUAUGUACUACUACUAUAGCCACCCCCACCCACUCAUCCACGUCACAAUUAUCUGUCCCAAUUAUAUAGCCUCACACCCAUCAGUUCGUCCAUUGAUAGUUUUUUUUUUUUGGUUGAGGACUCUUUUAUGGGUCUGGGUAAUAUAUUUUUGAGGGGGAAAGGGGGUCGUUGCACUUGUUCCUUAUUUAAUUUUUAUUUGCAAUUUUUUUUCGGGGGAUUUAUGAAUUUAUUUUGGAUGUCUUAAAUGAUUGUAAAUGUCAAUUGACCCUAAAAUAAAUUCAUGAACCCCUUAAAAUAAAAUGACACUCCUUCCCUGAAUUUUGAUUUCUAUUACCACCCACCUACCCCUACGAUAAUCCCCACACAGAUAAGAAAAUCAAGAAUUUUGAAUACUUAAUCGAAGUAUGGAUGAAUGGAUACGAUAUAAAUAAAUAAACCUGCACAGUUGUAAUGCAAGACAGAAUAAGAAAAAUAAUAUAAAAAAGUUAUUGACUAAGUAAAUGAUUGCAAUUUUUUUUAUGUUUUUUGCAAUAAAAAGAUGAAAGAAAGUUCAAUAAACUUAUAGAUGGCGUGACAGGAUGUUGAUAUUGUUAGAAAAUAGAGAAAAGAAGAUUUUUAUCUGUUCCGGAUGAUUAUUUUGCGUCUACUUUUUGCUUAAUUGAAUUUUUUUUAAUGUUUGAUGGCAAAAAGUCGAAGAAAUGAAAGUUGAGGAAGUGAAAUGUUGGGGUUUGGGAGAUUUGACAGGGUCGUCAUUAGGUUAUUUGAAACAGAUGAGAAUUCAAAUUUUUUAUAAAUAAUUUGAAGUUGAAAAUUAAUUUACAAUUUUUAAACAGACUUUCAAGAACCCCCAACACACUUAUUAGACCCCCAAAAGCUUUCAAAUUUCUAUAAAAAUACCGAUCAAUAUUUAAAAAAAGAAGAAUGAAAACUUUCAAAAAGUUUUUCAAUUAAUUUUAAUUUGAGGAAAUUAAAGGAAAAAUAAAUCAUGUAAAAAGAAAUAUUUAGAAAAAAAUUGUACACAAAAAUAUUCGGCAUUGACUUUGUUUUUGUAAAAAAUGAGCAAAAUAACAUUUUAUGUCUUAUUAAAAAAAAAUUAAAAUCAAAAAUGAAAAGGCGAUGACGAUUGAUUGAAGUUUCGGUUGAGAUAACAGUUUUUUUUUUGGAAACUCAUAAAAAAUUGUACAAAAAAAAAUUGUGAAUUCUUAAAAUUUAAAAAAAAUGAUUUUUCAAGUUUAAGCAAAUUUUAAGUUUUGAAACUAUAAAAAUUUGAAACUAAUUUUGAAGGUUAAUUUUUUGAUAAUUUGUAAAAAUUCAAUUAAAUUUGAUUUAAUAAAAAUUUCCCUCGCCUCAGCUGAAACUUCCACAAAAAUUCGAAAAAAUGAAAAAAUAAAAGAAAAAAAUUUUAUUCAAGAAAAACCCACAAAAAACUCUUCAAUUAAAGCACUUAGUUGUAAAAAAAUUGCAUAAAACACAAACAAAAAAAAAAUUAUUUCAAUUUUUAUUCAUUUCGAUGUAAGAGACAAAUUUGCAAAAUGUGUAUACCAAUAAUUUUUUGUGAUAAUAUGUUUAGUUUCGAACAAAAAAAAAUAAAUGAAAAGAAAAAUGAUAGAAAAAAGAAUUGAAAAAUUUAAUUUGAAUUUUUUUAAAUAAAAGUUUCAUUCGCAAAAAAGCGAAAAAAAUUUAAACUUUAAUUUCACUUUUUUAUUAUUUUUUCUUUUCUCAGUUUUUUUUAAAUUGUAGCAAAUAAAUUAAAAAAUAUUAAAUAAAAGAAUUUUAUUCAUAAUGAAAAAAAAAGUAAAUUGCAAGAUAAGUAAAGAUGGAAAGAAUCUUUUUUUGUACAUAUUAAAAAUGUAAUUAUUG
Messenger RNA from Chironomus riparius, 6674 nucleotides. NCBI's taxonomy places the organism in Eukaryota, Metazoa, Arthropoda, Insecta, Diptera, Chironomidae. The record is from the annotation of a GenBank genome assembly.